CCGGCUUUCCUCCGCCACCAUGUCGGUCAAUCCCAUGGCCUACGAAGCGCAGUUCUUUGGCUUCACCCCCCAGACGUGCAUGUUGCGCAUCUACAUCGCGUUCCAGGACUACCUCUUUGAAAUGAUGCUGGUGGUUGAGAGCGUAAUCCUGAAGAAGCUGGACGGAUUUCCCGGCUGUAAAAUCGGCCCCUUCCAAAUCCGGAAAAGCACGGAGAAAUUUCUUCUCUUCAUGAAGGAGCACUUUGAUAAACUCUUCAGUAAAAUGGAAGAAGUGCUUCUGCAGCUGGUGUUAAACAUCCCUAAGAACGUGCUCCUUCCCGAGGAUAAGGUCCACGAGCAGUACCCCUACAGCAAAGCACAGUUCCAGGCACUUCAGGAUGAGAUCCAUCAGCUGCAGCAGCAGUACAGGGCUGAGGCAUCUGCUGGGCAGGCACUGCGUGCAGAACUGGAAGAACAGAAGGCUGUUCAGGCUGAGCUUGAGAAGAUUUUGCAAUGGUUUGACGGGCUUGAGAAUAUCUGUAGGGAGCACGGGACCGGCAACUUGAAAGAAAGCUUUGCUUUCUUGACACAGAACUCUAAGAAACUGCAAGAUGUGCUGAAAGAUGUUGAAGAGAAAAGCAAAAAAAUAAAGCAACAUGAUCAGUUAUUGUAAUGGAAAUUCUGAAAAGGCAACAAAAAUCAUUUAGACAGCUUGCUUAAAAUGAUAGGGCCUUAUCUUUCCAGAAGCAUUUCCCCUAAUCCCUUACUCCUCUAGUCCUGCCAGGAUCUAGACUAAAAACUGUUGAACUGUGUCAGUUUGCACCUAUUUAGCACCUCCCUAGGGAAGUAGGGGGAGAAAAAAGUCUGUAAAAUGUAACUCUCAUUGGGAAUAAAUUUUGGGUUGGAUAACCUGGCUGCAAAGGUGCCUUCCUGACUUUAUGAAUGCUAACUUUGAACACAACAUAGCGCUUGUUUAUUUUAAGGAUUAUUAAAAAAAAACAAAAAAGCCCAAGUAAGACCUGUAAGGAUAUGUAAGUACGUUUCCAGCCUGAUACCAGUUCAGGUAACAGAGUCGAUGUUUCUGUCUUUGAGGACCUUGGGAUUUGUACCAGUUUCCUGCAGGAGCCGUAUUGCACAAGCAGUGAGUGUCUGGUUAAGGCUGAGAUGCCGUUCACUGUGUUUUAAAAGCCAACAGCUAGGAAGUGAACAGAGAAGAGUGAGACAGUGACACCGUUGUCAAGGUUCUGAUGAGAAAUAGAUCUAUUUGCAUCAAUACUGAGUUUCAACCCAAUUUCUGAAGUUUCAGGGUUACUUACCACUCCACAUAAGUUUGCAAAGAGGUAGCUUGUGUUUUCUUUAAGCAAGGACAGCAUGCUGCUCCACAGACCAAAGGUACAGAAGCCACUGGAGGAAAUGAGCAACUCAAUCACCUUGUCCUACUUUAGCUUAUGUUGCUUUAUACAUAUAUUUUGCUUAUUUGGUUGUUUUUAUUUUUGUUGUCCAGUGUCCUUUUUCUACUAAAUAGCAAAGGUCAUUUUAUUCACGUUUAAUCAGAUUUUCCUGUAAAAAUGUUGUGAAGACUGACUGCUAUGCUCGAGUUCCUUGAAGUGACUUAAUUAAGCUUAUUCUAUCUGUACUUGAUUCAUAAUACAUUACAGUCUCUGUGCAUCUUUCCGUUGGCCUCAGCAGGUUUUGAAUCUCCUGUACAGACGUAUCAUGAAAUAGCAAUACUAAUUUCUACUUUACUAGCAUAGCUGUUUGAAAGACAUUAAACUUAUGAAUAAUUUAGAAGUUACUGCAAUAAAAAAAUGUAUUAAAAGCAUAAAA
Aquila chrysaetos chrysaetos is the source of this 1806-nucleotide messenger RNA. It is a transcript of the gene MIS12, whose product is annotated as MIS12 kinetochore complex component. NCBI's taxonomy places the organism in Eukaryota, Metazoa, Chordata, Aves, Accipitriformes, Accipitridae. Gene Ontology annotation, cellular component: chromosome, centromeric region; nucleus. Gene Ontology annotation, biological process: protein localization to kinetochore; mitotic sister chromatid segregation; kinetochore assembly. Bases 20 to 652 code for a protein of 210 amino acids. The record is from RefSeq and is a predicted model, not a curated record. The transcript has a single exon.